This is a messenger RNA of Oldenlandia corymbosa var. corymbosa, 396 nucleotides long. NCBI's taxonomy places the organism in Eukaryota, Viridiplantae, Streptophyta, Magnoliopsida, Gentianales, Rubiaceae. The record is from the annotation of a GenBank genome assembly.
AUGGGAAAACCAAACUGUCGAAGGUCGAAACAACCAUCAAAAUCCAAACCGAAACCGAAACCAAAACCGGUAGACGUAGAUGCAUCAGAGGAAAAGGAGUUUUCUAUUGCAAGAAUUGCCCCUGAUGUGAAUCAACCAUGGCCAUGUCUUUUGAUUUCUCACCUAAAGAAGAAAAAACCUAUCCUUACAUUUCACAACACAUCCAGCAAACAAUACCAAUCGAAGUUGGCUCCAGAAUUGACGACUAAAACCGCGCACAAGUGUCAUGGAGAGUGGAUGCUUAUUCAGGACGACACCAACUUAACGGAAUAUUGCAUCCUGAAUCCCCUGACAAUGGAGACACUGCAACUCCCACGGCUGGAGGAAGAUUUCAAGUUGCCAAGUUACGGAGGUUAA